Messenger RNA from Hipposideros armiger (great roundleaf bat), 1147 nucleotides. RefSeq names its product BRICK1 subunit of SCAR/WAVE actin nucleating complex (gene BRK1). Gene Ontology annotation, biological process: actin filament organization; cell motility; regulation of actin polymerization or depolymerization. The record is from RefSeq and is a predicted model, not a curated record. Lineage: Eukaryota; Metazoa; Chordata; Mammalia; Chiroptera; Hipposideridae. Bases 40 to 267 code for a protein of 75 amino acids. Gene Ontology annotation, cellular component: SCAR complex. The transcript has 3 exons. Gene Ontology annotation, molecular function: protein-containing complex binding.
UGAAGCGCCUGCGCAGUCGCUCUUCAUUAAGCAGCAGCCAUGGCAGGACAAGAGGAUCCAGUGCAGCGGGAGAUUCACCAGGACUGGGCGAACCGGGAGUACAUUGAGGUCAUCACGAGCAGCAUCAAGAAAAUCGCGGACUUUCUCAACUCCUUCGAUAUGUCUUGUCGUUCAAGACUCGCAACACUAAAUGAGAAGCUGACAGCUCUUGAACGGAGAAUAGAGUACAUUGAAGCACGGGUGACAAAAGGUGAGACCCUCACCUAGAACUGUGCCAGGCAGCUGCUGGGAAGUUGCUUUACAGAACACAGGCCUACGUGGGAAAGGCCCCAGCAGCCUUCAGCUCCGUCCUCUCUCCUUAAAGAGCAACGGAAAACAAACAAAAAAAUUCUUGUUUUUCUUUCUUCAAAAAUGUGGCCUUUGGGCUCUGCCAUGUACAUCUGGCAGUGUGAUGUGGCAUGUGGGGAGAAGUUUCAGGGGAACUCUUGAAAACAUUAGGCAUUUUACCUUUUCAGUAACAUUUUGUAGAACUACUUGUCAAUGUAUUUGAGGCAUUCAGAGCCAAAAGCCUGGGACUCGUGGUUAAGGUCCUCCCCACCCCUCUCUCAGACUCUCCUUAUAGCUCUCAUUGCCUCUGCAUUGAACCCAUAAACAGUCUCUGUCUCCUCACCACUUUUGUUGGGGGGUGGGAGACACACAUGCCCUGGCAAGGUGGCCGCCAGAGAAUGUGGUUGCCAACCCACCAGUUUUUUGUCCUUUUGGGGAGGUCAAGGCCAGGCCUCCACUUGGCUUGAAGAGACAUUUUCAGAGUUUUCUUUCUGUCACUUGGGGUGUCUUUACCUCUCACAUUUCCCUAAUAAACUCCUCAACUUUAUCUGACUGCUGUGAUUGUGGUGGGGAGAGGAGCUAGAGAUGGGGCUCGCCUAUUCUAUAGAAAUCUGAUGUAUGGGAUUAUUGUUCUAACAUAAAACUUUCAGGGGUAGCUGUUUGAUCAAAGCCUAGGUGGCUUACCAGCUGGAGCCCUCAUAUUUGGAGUUUGAGCUGACUAAUUCAUCCUGGGAAUUGUUUGGUCAUUCAGCAGACAUUUACUAAGUACUUACUGUGUAGGUACAUUAUGCUUCAAUAAAAGAUACAGUGUUGAAUCAGA